Messenger RNA from Parnassius apollo (apollo), 1671 nucleotides. NCBI's taxonomy places the organism in Eukaryota, Metazoa, Arthropoda, Insecta, Lepidoptera, Papilionidae. The record is from the annotation of a GenBank genome assembly.
AUGCAUGCUCAUAGCGCUGUAUUGAAUAAAGAUCUUUAUAGAUUGGAUAUAAUUCACUAUAAUGAUUUCCACGACAGGUUCGAAGAGACUACGGUUCUUUAUCCCGUGUGUGAUUCAAAUAAUAACGACUGUCUGGGAGGCUUCGCUCGUUUGUAUUAUGAGAUUAACGCGUUACUGAAAGAGAAAAACAAUGCACUUUUAUUAAAUGCCGGUGAUGUUUUUCAAGGCACGUAUUGGUAUACGCUAAUGAAAUGGAACAUAACACAGAAAUUCAUAAAUUUACUACCCCACGACGUUCAUACAAUAGGUAAUCACGAGUUCGAUGAUGGAGUAGCGGGCCUGGCUCCAUACCUUGCGGCGCUCCGUGCACCAGUUGUUGCUGCUAAUAUUGAUACAAGUGCUGAACCUGCUUUAGAUGGUCUAUACAAAUCACAUGUAAUACUAAAGAAGAAAGGCCGUAAAAUAGGUAUAAUAGGGUUAGCUACUCCAGAAACGCGGACUACUUCAAAUCCAGAAGAUGUAAAAUUUUUGGAUCCUGUUAACACUACUAAGAAAGAAGUUGAAUUGCUGACUAAGAAAGGCGUUGAUAUUAUAAUUGUUUUGUCACACUGUGGUCUUGAAGUCGACAAAAAAAUUGCAAAAACAGUUGGUGGAAACAUAGAUAUUAUAGUUGGUGGUCAUUCACAUAGCUUGUUAUGGAACGGAAAGGCGCCAACUAAGGAACACGUGUCUGGGCCAUAUCCGAUUGUUAUUACGCCUGAUACCGAUCCCGAUCAUAAGGUACUGGUUGUAACUGCAGCUUCGUUUUCCAAGUACUUGGGCAAUAUGACUGUGUUUUUUGAUAGAAAAGGUGAUUUAGUCGAUUUUUCCGGGACACCAGUGUUUCUCAAUAGAUCAAUACCAGAAGUGAUGUUGGGAGUGGUGGUGCUGGGAUUAGUGGUGACGAGGCGAGUGUACGCAAUUGAGGGAGGGCGGGAGGUGCUCUUCAAAGAUCCAGAAAUAAAGGCUCUUUUAAAACCGUACACAGAAAAAUUACAUUCAUUAGUAAGGGAAGUUGUAGGAUACUCUAACGAAGACCUUUUAGAUUCGAAGUGUAGUUCACAGGAGUGCGCUAUCGGUAAUUUAGUAGCAGAUGCCUUUUUCGAUGCCACUAAAGAGUUAAAAGUUUCAAACCUCACCCAUGUGUCAUUUAUAUUGAGAAAUACGAUGCGCGCAUCGUUAGCAAAAGGAGAAAUCACAAGAGGCGCAAUUAUUAAUACUUUGCCUUUUGCAAAUCAGGUCGUCACAUUCGCACUUCCAGGUCGUUAUUUGCUCGAUGUUUUUAAAUUGUGUAUGACCAAAUAUUACGUUGCAAACCCAUUUAAUGGUCCGUGGAUGCCAAAUAUUGCAGGUCUUCGAUUAACAAUUAACUUGACUCAAGGUGUUAAUGUAGUCGCCCAAGUUAAAGAAGGAGAAGAAUUCAAAGAUUUAAAUCCAGAUAAAGAAUAUCAAGUAUCAACGCUUGGAUUUUUAGUUCGGAAGCGAAAUAAUAAGUUUGCGGUGCUGGUACGUCACGGAAGGAAUAUAAGAGCGGUUGGAAAAGAUAGUGAUAUUUUAGAAAAUUAUAUAAGGAAAACCUCUCCAAUAAUACCUGUAUUAGAUAAUAGACUUACAGUAAUAAAUGAAUCUUGA